UGAGAAAACACAUGGUCUGGUCUCUUAGACCUUUCAUCUUGCAUUGUGCGAAUGGCCCUAGUAAAAAAAUUUAUCAAUCAUUCAAGACAUUCUUAACUUUUGACUCAUUGCGAGAUAUCUUCUAGUAUAUCCCUUUCCUUUUCGUUAAUUACUUUCCGUUUCUACCCAAAAUUAAAUUAAAUUUUCUAAUAAUGAGUUUAAUUAGACUUUUUUAGUAUAACCCAUCACACUAUAACAAACAUCAGGAGUAAAAUACGGAUCCACGUGUCCAAUCGAAAAAAUCUCAACCAGUGUUUUUACCGACAAAUAAAUCACACUUUGAAUCCUAAAUAAUCAUCAUUUAUCUCAAUCGUGUUCCAUUCUGUGAUCCCAAAUCAAAGCGAGUUCGAAAAAUGUCGUAUUUUUCAAGGGGUGGUGGUGGAAACAAUGACGAAAGCGUUGAUGAUUUCGACGAAUACGAUCCAACACCAUACGGUGGAGGUUACGACAUUCACCUAACCUACGGUCGUCCAAUUCCACCCUCUGAAGAAACAUGUUACCCAUCAGGUUCAGCCGAUGAUGAUUUCGAUUACGAUCGUCCUCAAUUUUCGUCUCAAUCUGAACCUUCUGCUUAUGGCGAUGAAGCUCUUGCUACUGAGUAUAGUAGCUAUUCUCGACCUAAACCUAGACCUGCUCCUGCUGGUUUUAACCCUGGAUCUGCUGGUGGUUAUGGUGGUGGGAGAAAGCAGGGAUCUGGGUAUGGUGGUGGGAGGCAGGAAUCUGAAUUUGGAUCUGGGUAUGGUGAUGGGGCCCAGGAAUCUGAGUAUGGAUCUGGUUAUGGUGGUGGAAGAAAGCAAGAAUCUGGAUAUGGUAGAAAUGAUGAGGAAUCUGAAUUUGGGUCUGGUUAUGGUAGAAAGAAUGAGGGAUCUGAAUAUGGAUCUGGGUAUGGUGGGAGGAAGCAAGAAUAUGGGAGGAGUGAGGAGGAGAGUCAAGGUUAUGGGAGGAAGACUGAGUAUGAGAGUGGCGGAUCGGAAUAUGGAUCGGGGUAUGGUGGGAGGAAGAAGACUGGUUAUGGGGAGGAAGAGGGAUAUGGAGGAGGAAGGAGUGAGUAUGAAGCAAAACCUAGCUAUGGAAGGAGUGAUGAUGAGGAGAAACCGAGCUAUGGUUAUGAGCGUCCUGAGAGGCGUCGUGAUGAUGAUGAGGAGAAACCGAGCUAUGGUUAUGAGCGUCCUGAGAGGCGUCGUGAUGAUGAUGAUGAUGAUGAGAAACCCAGCUAUGGUCGCAAGAAAUAUGGAGGAGGUGAAGAUAACUCUGAUGAUAAUGAUGAUGAUGAUGGGAGGAAGAAGCAUCACCACAAGAGUCACCAUCGCAAGAGCUAUGAUGAUGACGACGAGUAAUCAGAAAGACCGAAGUUGUUGUGUGCGUGGAAGUCAUCCCAUAGUUACUUAUUAAAUAAAGGGUUGACACAUAUCAUACUUUCUUCUUUACAGUUUGAACUAUACUAUGAAUUCUUGAGCUUUCAGAACUAUUGUUCUAAACUAAAUGUAUUGUUGGUUUGGCUUUUGACUUGUUAUAAUAUCCCUAAUGUUUGAGUUGUUGUGUUA
Molecule: messenger RNA, 1583 nt
Organism: Lathyrus oleraceus (garden pea)
Lineage: Eukaryota; Viridiplantae; Streptophyta; Magnoliopsida; Fabales; Fabaceae
Exons: 2
Coding region: 393-1376 (327 amino acids)
Molecular function (GO): phosphatidic acid binding
Source: RefSeq, a predicted model, not a curated record